UUCUUCAAUACAGCAUGAUGUUCAUUUAGUACAUUAUGGUCCAUUUAGAGGCAAACAGACCAUAAAGCAGGGGAAGCUUGUAGAAGAUAUUUAGAGUUUGUACUUUGCAGGCGUUUCUACAUGCUGUACCUCUACUAUAAUCUAUGAUUCAUCAUGUCUCCGAGUUAUUUGACCACACCUUUACAGGUGCACACUUGAAUGCUCUGUUUACCCACACAGACACACACAAGCUCGUUCACCUGAGAGGACUUCGCCCAAAUUCAGCUGCCACUUUUCACAGUUCAUCGUCUGCAGUAGAAACAGUUGAUAGGAUUUCAAAAAGGACAGACUGACAUUCGUCGUUUUGUUGCUUGUAAUUUCCCGAGAGGCCAAAUCAAAAUAUGGCUGAUUUAUUUUAUUCUCUUGCGUUGUGAGAAACCAAACCAGUGCAUGAAAAAGAGCAUUAUUUGAGUCAAAGUCUCACACAGCAGCAGCAGAGGCGGCCCUCCGCCCUUUGUUUGCUCUGUUCUUUUGUAAAGUAGCAGUAUUCACCCCGGCUGCUGGACAGAGACCGUUAGCUUGUUUCCCGUCCCGACCUUCAGCGUGGAAACUUGUGACCAUCUGCUUUUGAUGAUGCCUGAUUCUACAGGAGCACAAACAUCCGCUCUGAGUCUAAAAACCACACGACGGCAAACUCAGCCAGGCUUUUUACAGGGACAUUCCUCUACGGAGCGACUUCUAAAAACCCAGCUGUGUCACUUCAGAAAAACAAAGCACAAGCUUUUCUUCAUUCCUCGAAUCUUUAUUCCUCUGCAGAGACGUUGAAAUGAAACACUAAAGAUAUCCAGUUCUGGAGGUCUGAAAGAAAUCACUAAACUAUGGUUAUAUUUCUUUAAACUGCAGGAUGUGUCCUGACAAUGAAACGGCUUAAAGGAGACACUCUUCGUGCUACCAGAGAAGUUAAAACACACAAGUCUGUUUGUUUGCAGUACUGCCCUGUGACAGUAAAGUCCAGAUUGAUGUAGCGAGCUUGGUAACGUCUGCUGGUAUUUCUUUACACAAAGAGUAGAACGAGUAGAAAAGCUGUCGCUUUUGUGAAAUCAUCUUUUGCUUGACAGACUCCGUUCUGACUCCUAGUGGCGGUGUGCGUAUGUCCUUUACAUUACAGUAACUGGGGUGAAGUUCAAACCUUUUAUUACCACCUAUGCUAUGACUCAUUAUGGAUGACUCAGCUCCUUCAAGUGUCUCAGAAAGCCAUGACGGUGAGACCAGCAUGCACAAAAGCAGGACCCUGGAACCAGCCCCUCCUAGAUGGAGUCCAGCUGGUAGUAAAGUUGUCAAUCUUACCGUCCUGGCAAAAUGCCUGCCCUUAAAAAGAAGAGUUCUUGCUGCGUUAGGUGAGGAAGAAACCUGCCUGAGUGUGUCUCACCGUGUUCACCUCUGGAGGGCAGAACAGAGCUACAGUUCAUCUGCAAAGUCUGUGUUUUCUUUUGGAAAAAAUAGAUCUCCCCGAUGUUUUAUUUGUGGAAAAGAAGCAGAGACAAUACGACCAAAAGAACGUGUGAAUAUUUAGGGUUUGCUACAUACAAUACAGUAUACAGUAGUCAAUUUACAGAUGUUGCCUUUACACAUGAGACCGGUUCUACUGCUUUCACACAAAGUGUCAAUAACAGUGGUAUUACAGUUUAACACGCAGAAGGACAAAGACAUUUAUUUGGUCGAUGUCGACUUUGUUUCAGUCGAAGGAAUUUAUUACAUUUUUCUCCAUUUUAUUAAGUUGAUUAAGGUUUGGCAAUUAUUCAAUAUUGUUGUCCUUAUAUAUUGACAAAAAUCUCAUGUUUAGUCCAAUUUUACCCACAUUUCUCACAGCACAUUAUCCUGCAUGAGAACACGCGUGAUAUGAUGUUUUUUAUUAUAGGAUUUAGUUUUCUGUCAGUAGUGCGGACAUUUCUUUUGUCAGUCGUAGACGGUGAUAGGAAUAGCAAUGGAAACUAGAAGGACCGCCACCUCGGCUGUUUCCACGUAUGAAAAAGAACGCGUGUGUCCACCUCGUGAUUUGGAUCCGCUCCUAAAAUGUCCUGAAGUUCUUCCUUGGUCCGCACUACACCCUCCCACCAAGCUUCAUGAGAACUGGGCCGGUAGUUGUUUCUGUAAUCCUGCUGACAAACAAACUGAAAACAUCUCCCCCUUGGCGGUGGUAAUGAGUCUGACCAGUGCUUUUAUUUUUACUGGCCGUGCUGCUUUAUCAGCAGCAACAGAUGUCUGUCACCACGAUGACCUACAGCAGUUCCCAGUCGGGGUGGGGGCCACAGGCAGCUCGGAGGCAUUCAUGUACUUAAACGUGUCCCAAUGAGAAGUUGAACUCUCAUAUAUCUGUAUGUGGCUGAUAUUAUAAACAUGACCUGCGUCCUGUCUCAUGGACCAGCUGUAGUACCAUCAGUCGUAGUAAUUGUACUAGUAGAAGUAGGACUAGUAGUGGUCGCAGUAAGAUCAGCACUGUAAGUAGUAGUGAGAAGAAGAAGUACUGUGGCUAGUAACGUUAGCAGCACCGCUAACGAAAGGGUCCACUACACAAUGAUGCGUUCAGGCUCUGUUCAGUGAAAAUGAGUAUUGGGCAAAAUAAGUACUUGGGCUACACGAUUUUUAUGUAAAAGCUUAUGUAGUUUAUGUUGUCAUAAACUGGAUGCACGCUGACGCGUUGCUGUGUUCCACCAAUCGGUGACUCAGAGGAGCUGCUGUCCUCCGGAGACGAGAACACGAGACGACCUCGUCCUCCGCCGGCCUCGACUGCCUCGCGUACCACGACUCCCAAACAACUAGGUCGCCGCUCUCCGAUUACACUUCACCAAAAUAACACUGGGCUCAGAGAGACUCCAACCCUGUGCAACCAUUUCUCGCUUCUCUUUGCAUUUUUACAUUUGAACAUGUACCAGUACAUCCAAACACCUGGAGUUUAUAAAAACAGAAACAACGAGCGGGUGAUCGCUCCGAGGCGUUAACACGAAAACCAUCGAGGGUACGAACCUGCGUGACUAAAGCGCCAUCAGCAAAACAAAGCUUCAGGAAAAAAUAUUCUAAAUCUAACCAAAAUAACUUUCGACAUGAAAUGCAUAAGCGACUCAUCAGGAUGGUCCCUGAAAGCACCUGGUUCACGGGGUAAACCAAGUGUAUCAUUUAGUGACCGCGUCACCAACAUUGUGUCUUUUUAAAACCCCGCUAUCAAUAAACAAUGUGUCAUUGUUCAACCUUCUGUCUUUAUUAUUCUGAGUGAUGAAUAAUCGUGGAGUUUGAGCCUCUCUAUGUCGGGGGAGGAGUCAUGUUGGGCGACGCCCCCACGACUGUUGCCGUAGAUUAUAAAAACCCUCUGCAGUCAAGUAAGCCUUUCCUCGCUCUCGUUUUAGCUGACGCAACAGACCCGCGAUGCCUCAGUUCGAGAAGUCGACGGUCCACAUGAGGGACCCCGAGAGGGUGGAGCAGAUCAUCUGUGGCCUCAUCAAAGGAGGAGCCUCCAAACUACAGAUCAUCACAGACUUCGACAUGACGUUAAGCAAGUUCGCCGUCAACGGCAAACGCUGUCCGUCGUGCCACAAUAUCAUCGAUAACUGCAAGCUGGUGACGGAGGAGUGCAGGAUCAAGCUGCUGCAGCUGAAGAACAAAUAUUAUCCCAUCGAGGUCGACCCUUAUCUCACCACGGAGGAGAAAUACCCGUUCAUGGUGGAGUGGUAUUUCAAGUCCCACACGUUACUCGUGGAGCAGCGGCUAGAGAAAGACAAGCUGGCCGAGGUGGUGAGAGAGUCUGACGCUGCCCUCAGGGAGGGAUAUGAGCAGUUCUUUGACCGCCUGCAGCAGCACAAUGUGCCCGUCUUCGUCUUCUCCGCUGGCCUAGGCGAUGUCCUGGAGGAAAUCAUCCGCCAGGCCGGAGUCUACCACCCCAACGUCAAGGUCGUUUCCAACUUCAUGGACUUCGACGAAAACGGCGUCCUGAAGGGUUUCAAAGGCGAGCUGAUCCACGUCUACAACAAGCACGACAGCGCCCUGCGGAACACGGAGUACUUCAAACAGGUGAAGGAGUACUGCAACGUCGUCCUCAUGGGCGACUCACUGGGCGACAUCAGCAUGGCCGACGGCGCGCCCAACGUGGAGAACAUCCUCAAGAUCGGCUUCCUCAACGACAAGGUGGAAGAGCGGCUCGACAAAUAUCUGGACUCUUACGACAUCGUCCUGGUGAAGGACGAGACUCUGGAAGUGCCCAACGCCAUCCUCCAGAAGGUUCUGUAACUCCACCCACAGCUGUGGGCCCGUCAGACUUCUAACACCAACCUGAACCUUCGUCGCAGGUCCAAACCCCCUCCACUGUCUCCGGAUCAACCUUCCAACUCCGUUCCCCCAACUUCACCCUUUAAAGCCUUUUUGCAAAAGACGCUUUACAUCUCCUGAAUGAACCGUUUUAAACGUCCACACAGCAGCGUCUCUGGAGUCUUUUGUCCGUUUUGAAUUGUUUCCUGAUGUUCUCUCUGUCGUAACCAAAAGUGAGAUAAAGCCCCAAACACACACUCUCCCUCCAUCUUUUGUAAUUUGCACAUUAUUGUUACUAUUGUUGAUCUGGUAAUAACUGUUAGAGCUGUCCCUGCAUGUCAGACGUAGAACAUGCAUCUGCAAAUGCUACGCUACAGCUUGAGGAAUUAAUCGAGUACAUAGAGGACAGCAGCAAUAUAGUGACCACAGACACAGUUUCUGUUUUAGGAGGGGGGGAGGAUUGUCAACAUAAAACAUGGAAGUUGUGAGGAAACGCACUUUACAUUCUCGUGCACGGCGUAAAUCAGCCGGCACGUUGACC
Molecule: messenger RNA, 4816 nt
Organism: Anarrhichthys ocellatus (wolf-eel)
Lineage: Eukaryota; Metazoa; Chordata; Actinopteri; Perciformes; Anarhichadidae
Gene: nt5c3a
Product: 5'-nucleotidase, cytosolic IIIA
Exons: 8
Coding region: 3400-4257 (285 amino acids)
Cellular component (GO): cytoplasm
Molecular function (GO): magnesium ion binding; 5'-nucleotidase activity
Source: RefSeq, a predicted model, not a curated record